AUGAAGCGCUGGAUUCACUCCACCGAUCGAAACGUCGAUGCACGUAGUGCCGAGAACCUCACGGCGCUGCAUUACGCUGUACGUGGUGGCCACAAUGAAUGCUCUCGACUGUUAUUAACAGCUAAUGCAGACCCAAAUGCAAUGGAUGAACGCUGUAUUACACCACUUCAUUUAGCAGCACUUGGUGGCCAUGCACUCUGUGUGAAACUAUUGCUGUCACAUCAUGCUGAUCCAUUUCGAGAAGACGUUGACCACCAUACACCACUGUUUAUUGCAGAACAGAGCGGCAAUAUUGGUUGUGCGAGACUACUACAGAGAGAGAUGGCCAAGGCAGCGGUACACGAUGUUGCGUCCGUUACGUUACGUGCUGGUGCAAAUACCACACACGUUGACAAUACAGUGUAA
Messenger RNA from Peronospora belbahrii, 405 nucleotides. NCBI's taxonomy places the organism in Eukaryota, Oomycota, Peronosporomycetes, Peronosporales, Peronosporaceae. The record is from the annotation of a GenBank genome assembly.